AUGCGUCGUUUGGUCACGACGAUCACGCAAAACGAGAAGCGCCGGAUCCCCUGGCCGAAGCUUCAGUCCACCUUUGCGCCCAAGAUCGUCUAUCUUCUUCCGUCCGUCCCACUUCUCAGUACAGUCUUUCGUAGUUAUCAGUACAACUUCGGAUUUGUUGGUAUUUCUGUGAAAAGAUUUCUAUAGACAUGAAAGAGCCAAAGCCGUGUCUUUCAAAAUACACAGCUUGAAAAAUCGAAGUUGUCACAUCGUCUCUGUCUUAAGAACUUACUUUUUCCGGUGUAAGAUUGGUUUUUUAUUCAUUAGAUGGAUAUAAAAAAUCUACUCGAAAAUUGGCCGUUUUUUAUAAAUAAUCUAGUUAGAAGGAGUUCCUACUAAGAUAUUUUAGAGUCAAUUUUCUUGUUCCUUUUCCGUUUUUCAAUAGAGUCUUAACGAUCUGUUAGGGAUUUUUGGUCCUGAUUAGAUACAGGGAAAUUCGUUAAACGUGAUCUUUUCAAAUAUUUUUUGCAUUCAAAGCUAGUUUUUCGAAAAAGUUCCUCAUCACUUUCUCAAAGCAGACUGCAUCAACAUUUUUCUAUCAAUCCUUUUUCAAAGAGGAUCGAGAGAGUUUUCCGUUUUCUUUCACUGCGACAUCUUAUAUGAGUCUUAGAUUACAAAAACUCAUUUUCUGACUGAGAAUUUUCUUUUUCAAUUCGCAUCUGUCCGUUGAUUGAACAACUUUUCUAGUUUUCACCAGCUUCAGAAAAAUUAAUCGAAUUCUUCUUCAGCCAAACGAGUUUUCGUUCAUUGAUUCAUCCUCUUCUCAAUUAUUUUAUCCACACUUUUUUCAACUGAUUGGAUACAGAAUAUUCCAGAUAUUACUCCAUGAAAUCUUAUACUUUACUAUUGGUUUUUUUGUCGCAGCGGUUUUUUUGGCCAAUAUUUGAAUCUCAAUUUGCAUCGGCAUCAAAGUUGCGCCUGGCGGAAAAAGUGAGUUUUGGUCUUUGAUUUUAAGUUUUAAACUUCAAAAUGGGUUAUUAAGAAUCGAUUAUAAAACUUUAAAAAAAGUUGAAUGCAUCAUUUCCAAGCGAACAUACGGGGCUGAAAGCCUUUCAGUUAGAAAAAAAUUCGGUGAGAUCUGACUAUCCAAAUAGGAUUUCUUAUGGUGUACUUUUUUGAACAUGAAUUCAUCAGAAACUCGUCAGCCGCCUUGUUUCAUUCAAAAAGUUUGAAGUUUCGAUAGUUUUCAAACUUUUUCCAAUUUUUUUCCAUUGAAUAGUUUUUCGAGGUACACCCAUGAAAGUUUCUGUUUCAAAUUAUUUCCAAGAACAUUUCCUUUUCUUCAGACUCGAACUGGACACGCAAAAUCGAGUUCGAGCGCGGAGUGGCGUCCAAUGGGGCGUUGUUGAAAAGCGCCGGUCAGAAGGGUUGCUACUCCAUAAACGUCGGUUUUAUUAGAACAGUAAAUUAGAAGAGUAAAUGUGCAGGGCAAAGUGACAGUGUACGAAGACAUUAGCGAAGAAUUGCUAAUUUAUUUGACCGUCUCGACGACCGGAGACGUCAACCGCCCUCCAGAAGUUUGUAGAGACUCGAACCCCGAAACUGGAUGCGGAGGAGUUGGAUCGUGGUGAGAAUACAGUUUUAACAGAGAAAAAAUGGAAAGCAUCAGAAAGUGAGCAAAAAUGAGCAUCUCUUGAAUGGUUUAUAAGUUUCCACUACAUCAAACGUUCCACCACAUAUGAAGUGAUUAAAUCAAACGCCGAAUUUCGAAUGCAAGCCUUUUUCUCUAUUCUGAAUGAGGUUGCGAUAGUCGUCUGGUGUCGGUAGCACUUUUCAGUUCUCAAUUUAAAGGCGUUGACACCGAAGGCUAUUUUUUAAUGUGUUUGGGUUAUUUUUUUAAAAAUGAUCUGCUCAUUUGCAGUCUCUACUGUCGUCCAUGCGACUCUCUCGAUUCCUUGACUAGAAUCCUAGGAGCUCAACUCAUGGUCAAUGGCAAAGUUGCUGGCUGUGAACCUCUCAAGGUCUUUCUAUUUCUUGGAAGAUACUUUAAUUUUAUUCAGAAAGGAAAAUACAACGAUGUAGAACUUCGAUUCUGUCUUCCAAAGUUGGCAAAGUUGUUGGAGUGGCAAGGAAUUUCAGAAGAAGCUCUUGACCACAUCCUUGCGGCCACGACUCAGGUUUUAAAACUUGAUCAGCUACAAUUUUCAAGCUGAUAAAUUUGAGGAAGGAAGUGAACCUCCGAAACUCAGCCUUUUCGUGACAGUUUAUCUCUUUGAUAAGGACAUCCGGCCGUUAGUCGUGUAAGUUUAACUCUAAAUUUUUUUUUCCACGCGUUUAUUGCAACAGUUUUCAGUUCAGAUCCCAAAGAAAGCUGGAAUCUCGAAUCCGGGAGGUCAAAUAUCUGACUCCAGAUGAGCAAUUCGACGCUCCAACUUACUGGAAUCUUCCUUUCAACCAGAUAAUCCAUAAGCAGUCCGUUUUCGUCGGAUGCCACAAGCUUUAUGGAACCGUCAGCAUGAGCGAAAUCCAGCAAUAA
This is a messenger RNA of Caenorhabditis auriculariae, 2515 nucleotides long. Lineage: Eukaryota; Metazoa; Nematoda; Chromadorea; Rhabditida; Rhabditidae. The record is from the annotation of a GenBank genome assembly.